GUAAGUUUGGAUUGCACAGCAGAGGUUUCACUGCACAGGUGAAACCCAUGUCAUCAAUGAUGGCUCCAUUCCAUUAAGUGUUCCAGUGAAGCCGGUGAGGGAGUGAUCCCCCACAGCUGCAGCAGCCUGCACCUGCCUCAGCUGAAUGGAACCGGCCCGUGGUGUCUGCUGGGCCGGAGAAAGGCGGAGACUUCCACGUGCUCUGGUGUCACGGAGGUCCACGCUGUCUUCUUGUCUGUGGACGCGGGUGCAGAGGACAUGUUGUCCUCUGUCAACAUAAGUAGAGAAGGAAGCAGCUGAAGGACUUCCAGUGGUUUUAUAACACCAGCCAGCUAACAGGGUGUGCUGCAUGGGGGAGGACAUCUAUGAUGGAUGACGUUCCACCCUACUUGCCGUGGACAUGCAGUCUGAAAGAUGGGUUCAUAUCAGUCAAUGAAUAGAGGGAACACACAUCCACUGAGCUGAGAGCUGCACAACUGUUAAUGCACGACGUGUUGUCGGGAGCAGUUGAGAUGAAAUACAUCCGGCUGGAGGCCUCCACCUAGACAUGAGUGAUCCUGUUCAAUAAUGAAAUGGGUGGGAGGAAGGACAGCGCCCUGGACAGGAGGAAAAUGCGGACAAGAUCCUGUUGGGAUGCUGAACUGAAAUAUCUGCAGAACAUGACAUGUACACAUCUGCAACGCCACACAGGACGAGGACCAUGACUGACGGCCAGGCGAGCUGAAGGGACUUGUCACUCAUCUUCCUAUCAACGUGUCAGGGGGGGACAAUCUCCUGCUCACCUCCCCUCCUCUUCUUUCACCUACUCCUCCACCGUCCUCCCUCCCUUAGUCCUCUCCUCUUAUCUUCUCAAUGGGCUGGUGACCUCAGCAUCAUUGUAGUUAUCCACCACUCCAGAAAAAACCCCAAGGGCGAGACGUAGCGACAAAGAACUUCAGAAGACAACUGAACCGACCCUCGCUCCACCUGAAGGGAGACUGGCAUGCCUCCUCCCUCCAGCUGAGUGAGCUGUACUGAGCGGAAAUAGAAGAAGAGGGAUCCCUUCUCCGUCUACCUUAUAGCGGGAGAUACAGCUUCUCAAGAAGGAGCUGCGAGAGGACCAGUCAUGCGUUUCCAUAUUGCGUUGACGCUGCAGGCGCUGUGGACUGGUGUUUGCCAGGCAGCCAUGCAGCACUACCCUGCAGCGUGGGGCCACUACGAUGUGUGCAAGUCCCAGAUUUAUACAGACGAAGGCCUAACCUGGGACUACAUGGCCUGCCAGCCAGAGGCGACAGACAUGACCCAGUACCUGAAGGUUACUCUGGAUCCUCCCAACAUCACCUGCGGAGACCCUCCGGAGACAUACUGCGCCCUGGAGAAUCCUUACAUGUGUAAUAAUGAAUGUGAUGCCAGCACUGACGAGCUCGCCCACCCUCCAGAGCUCAUGUUUGACAUCGAGGGCCGCAACCCCACCACCUUCUGGCAGUCCACAUCCUGGAAGAAGUACCCAAAGGCCCUCCUGGUCAACCUCACGCUCUCUUGGAACAAGACCAUCGAGCUGACUGAUGACAUCGUCCUCACCUUUGAGUCAGGCCGGCCCGAACAGAUGGUCCUUGAAAAGUCGCUGGAUUAUGGCCGAACCUGGCAGCCCUACCAGUUCUAUGCCACUGACUGCCUUGAUGCCUUCACCAUGGAGCCCAAGACGGUGCAGGACUUGACCCAGCACACCCUGCUGGACAUCAUCUGCACUGAGGACUACUCGCGAGGUUAUGUGUGGAAGAAUGACAAAACUGUACGCUUUGAGAUCAAGGACCGUUUUGCGCUGUUCGCUGGGCCCCGGCUCCACAACAUGGCAUCGCUUUACGGCCAACUGGACACGACCAAGAACCUGAGGGACUUCUUUACCAUCACGGACCUGAGAAUCCGCCUGCUCCGGCCUGCCACAGGAGCUACGAUGGUGGAUGAGAACAACCUGUCCAGAUACUUCUAUGCCAUCUCUGACAUCAAAGUGCAGGGAAGGUGCAAGUGCAACCUUCAUGCCAUCAGCUGCGUAUAUGACAAAGACAAGUUGAGCUGCGAGUGUGAACACAACACCACUGGGCCUGACUGUGGUCGCUGCAAGAGGAAUUACCAGGGGCGAGCGUGGAGUGCUGGCUCCUACCUGCCGAUCCCUAAGGGCACAGCUAAUAUCUGUAUUCCUAAUAACAUUGGUCCAGUUAACUGCGAAUGCUUCGGCCACUCCAACCGAUGCAGCUACAUCGAGGUGCUAAACACCGUCAUUUGCGUGAGCUGUAAACACAACACUAGGGGCCAGCACUGCCAGCUAUGCAAGCUGGGCUACUACCGCAAUGCCUCUGCAGAACUGGACGAUGAAAAUGUGUGCAUAGAGUGUAAUUGUAAUCCCUCUGGCUCAGUCAGUGAUCGCUGUAAUGGCACAGGAUUUUGUAUAUGUAAGGAGGGUACUACAGGGCCCAAGUGUCAGGAGUGUCUACCCGGCUAUUUGUGGGACGAUGGCUGCAAAUCCCGGGUGUGCGACAACGAGCUCCUGCGCUGCCAAAAUGGCGGCGUGUGUGUCAACAACGUCCGCUGCAACUGCCCCGCAACCUACUCAGGUCUGCUGUGUGAGAAGCCCCGCUGCAAUUCAGAGCUGGGGGGCUGCAGGGGCCCCGAUUCAGGCCAGGCACCGCUGAAGCCUCCUUCGGCCCUCAGGCUGCUGCUGCUGCUGGUGCUGGGCUCGGUGCUGCUGCGAGAGGCUGCCAUGCCCUAAAGAGACCCAUGACCUGGUGGGAGCGAUAUAGUCCCCAACCCCUCCACCUCAACCCCACUUCCCCCAGCCUCCCUUUACAAAUAAUCAACAACCAUUAAACGAGAACAACCAUGAGCUUUCUGGACUGUACCGUACCGAGCUUUCUCCGCCGCCAGGCUCAGCGGACACUUGCGCUGACGAAAAGGGAAUGUGCCAGACCGACAAGUGCAAAGACUUUUCAUUUCAUUUUCAAAGAUAAUAUAGAAAUGAACUAAUAUACUUCUAAAGAUGCCAGAUAUUAUUAUAAAAAAAUUAUAGUGAGACCGAGAGUUUGCCUGAAAAGAGUAAAAUGAGCAGAGAACAAUUAACACCACCCUCACCCCCCCACCACCACCACCACCUCUCCAACCCACCUCCUCUAAGCCGUACCAGGUUCUUGAGCUCCUUCCAGUUCGAGGAGGGGACAACUGAGGCGACGGACUAGCAGUUCGCUUCUUCUGUUAUUGCCACGGCAACAAAAGGUGCGACCAAUCAGCUUCAGCACGGGCAGGCAGUGGACGCCGAUCUCCUCUCACCCUCACUCCGUCCAGGGAUGAUGCUUCUGCGAGUUGGCCUCCGAACUAUGACCGUGAUGCUUCAGACGAUUCUGAGAGAGCAGGAAACACGGGACGCAUUCUUUGCUGUCAGUGCAUUGUGGAUAGAAGGAAAUCUGUCCGGACUGCCACUCUGUGACACAAAAAAAAAACCUUGCCCCCCCCACCGUCGAGCCCCCUCUAGCUUUCUGUCUCUCCUUCAACUCUAACUCAUCCUCCCUCCUGUUCAUCCCCCCUCUGAUGCCCAGCAUCCCCCCUCACCAUGCUGCCACUGACCUGUGCUUUCGUGAACGUUACUCUGUAAACCCUUGUUGGUUGAAAGAAUUCUUUUGUCCGAUGUUAGUGAUGCACAUGUGUAAGAAGCCCCCUGCCCCUGCCCUCCUCUCCCCUCUAAAAAAAAGAUAGUCCAGUAAAAGGUGUCUUGAUUCUUUUUCCGACCUUAGAGCCGCCACGCUCCCUGCGAUCAUGGUCCGAGGGUAGUUUUCACCUGAGCAGACAUGAAGUGCAUAGAAAAAACAUCAGUGUAUUUGCAAGUUCUUUUCUCCACAGAGCGAACAAAAAAAUGAGUCAUGUAGUCCUUUUGUAUCUUUGCCGAACUGUGAUUGAAAAACGGCAACCUUCAGUGUAUCUAUUUAAGACGUCCACAUGCAGAAGCAGUCGUUUAAGGUUAUUUCCUUUUUUCUUUUUUUCUCCCCAUUUCUUUCAUCCCCUGACUUUAUUUGUUAUAAUUUCUUUUUCGUUGUGCAGUUGAUUUUCCUUUGUAUUGGCAACGUGCUGGCAUCAAAGAAUAUCAGUUUACAUAUACAGUAUAAAUAAAGUGUAAUA
Messenger RNA from Paralichthys olivaceus (Japanese flounder), 4143 nucleotides. NCBI's taxonomy places the organism in Eukaryota, Metazoa, Chordata, Actinopteri, Pleuronectiformes, Paralichthyidae. The record is from RefSeq and is a predicted model, not a curated record.